UGCGUCGUCGCAACCGACUGCAGCGACACCGGUGACGAUUAAUCGAAACGCCAGUUUUUGUUGGGAUGUGAAGUGAGGCCGAUCGUGCUGGGCCAAGAUGUUCUCUGGUUCGAAGCGCGAAGGCUUGGCUCAAAUGGAGGGGUACAUUCCGGACAGGGUGAAAAACGCCGAGAAGCGUCUCGAACAAAAUGUCUACGACGUGGAAGCCUGGAGCAUUCUGCUUAGGGACGCACAGAACAAGAAAGUCGAGGAGGCUCGGCCGCUCUACGAGAAGAUAGUGACGCAGUUCCCGAACGCCGGCCGCUACUGGAAGAUUUACAUUGAACACGAGAUGAAGUCAAGAAACUUCGAGAGAGUUGAAAAGCUGUUCCAGCGUUGUCUCAUGAAGGUGCUCAACAUUGACUUGUGGAGAUGCUACCUCACAUACGUCAAGGAGACCAAGGGAUCGUUGCCAACGUACAGGGAGAAGAUGGCGCAGGCAUACGACUUUGCGCUCGACAAGAUGGGCAUGGACAUUCUCUCGUACCCCGUCUGGAGUGACUACAUCAACUUCCUCAAGAGCGUGGAGGCGGUGGGGUCGUACGCAGAGAAUCAGCGCAUAACAGCCGUACGCAAGGUCUACCAGCGAGGCAUCAUCAAUCCCAUGAUGAACAUCGAGCAACUCUGGAAAGAGUACAUCAAUUAUGAACAGGGCAUAAACAUGCUGAUUGCAGAGAAGAUGAUCUCUGACCGUAGCCGAGAGUACAUGAAUGCACGGCGUGUUGCCAAGGAGUACGAAGCAGUCACCCGGGGGCUUAACAAGAACUCACCAUCUGUCCCACCACAGGGGACACCUGAAGAAGCAAAGCAGGUGGAGCUGUGGAAAAAAUACAUUGCUUGGGAGAAAAGCAAUCCCCUCAGGACAGAUGACCACGCCCUCAUCACGAAGCGAGUGAUGUUUGCGUACGAGCAGUGCCUGCUGUGCCUGGGCCACCACCCGGACGUCUGGUACGAGGCGGCCCUGUUCCUCGAACAGUCCAGCAAGCUGCUCACCGACAAAGGGGACCUGAACGCCGGCAAGCUCUUCUCGGAUGAGGCUGCUGCCAUCUACGAGCGCGCGACCACCACUCUGCUGCGGAAGAACACUCUCCUCUACUUCGCCUACGCAGACUUUGAAGAGAGUCGUAUGAAGCACGACAAGGUUCACCAAGUAUACAACAAGUUCAUUGAAAUUCCAGACAUCGACCCAACACUGGCAUACGUCCAGUACAUGAAGUUUGCACGGAGGGCCGAGGGCAUCAAGACGGCGCGAGUGGUGUUCAAGAAGGCGCGGGAGGACGCUCGGAGCGGCCACCAGGUGUACGUUGCAGCUGCACUCAUGGAGUAUUACUGCAGCAAGGAGAAGACCGUGGCCUUCAAGAUCUUUGAGCUGGGCCUCAAAAAGUAUGGAGACAACUCGGACUACAUCAUGGCCUACGUCGACUACCUCUCACACCUCAACGAGGACAACAACACGAGGGUGCUGUUCGAAAGGGUGCUCACGUCGGGUUCCCUACCACCAGAGAAGUCGGUGGAGAUUUGGAAUCGGUUCCUGGAAUUCGAGUCCAACAUCGGCGACCUCUCCAGCAUUCUCAAGGUUGAAAAGCGGAGGGCUGCUGCUAUUGAAAAACUCAAGGAGUUUGAGGGCAAGGAGACUGCGCUGCUAGUGGACCGGUACCGGUUCAUGGACCUCUACCCCUGCAGCCCACAGGAACUGAAGUCUCUAGGAUACAGGGAGGUGACGCGGCUGCCCGUGGUGGUGUCGUCUGCGCCAGCGUCAAAGCGGGAGGUGCGCGAGGAGGCUGCGACAGACAAGCAGAACCCCGUGUACCCUCGCCCUGACACGGGACAGAUGAUCCCCUUCAAGCCCAAGCAGAUCUGCCCAACUGGGGCACACCUUGUUCCUGGUGGCGUGUUUCCUCCUCCACCGGCAGCUUCGGAACUGAUGAUGAGGCUACCACCACCCCAUUGCUUCAUGGGUCCCUUUGCAGCGGUUGAUGAACUGAUGGAGGUCUUCAGGACCAUGAACCUGCCCGAUAAACCCCCCCGUCCGAGCGAGAACGGCGUCUCGAAAGACCACUUGAAGCUCUUCGAGCACAACCAAGCGGGUGGCCCACAGACGGGCAAUCCUGGCGGCGGCGGAGGCGGCGUCAAGCGCAAGCACCGCGACGGUGCCGCCGCUGGUGGAGGCGGCGGCACCAACGCGGGCGGUGCUGGCGCCGAAGAGAGCGAAGAAGAAGAUGGUGGCCUCGCGCCACCCGCGCACGACAUCUACCGAUCGCGGCAACAGAAAAAGGUGCGCUGAGGCGGUGAGAGGGCCUGCAUGCACGUCUGCUUUGUCAUGGUGGCAGCUCAUGUUUUAGAGUGCGGGGUCGAAAAGUUGUCAGACGGUGUUGAGAGAAAGCAGUGACAGAGUGCUCGUACAAGAACUUUUGUGUCGUUUGGGCGACUACAGACGGACGUCAAGAGACUGACUGCACGGACCCUUCUUCUUCCAUCACAUUCUUUUGCCUCGUGUUUUUUUUUUUUUUUUUUUGCCCCCUCCACUUGGAGGCACCUGUGACACGACUCUCAUGGUUUGUUUGACACUGUGAACUAUUUGUUUGUUCAUGUGACUCAUGGUGUGCAGGUCAUGCAUUUGUGUACAGUAAAAUCUUUGUGAGAGCAACUGAGGAAGAAAAAAAAGAAAGCGCCUUGAGAGAAAGAUGAGGCCUUUAACGUGACAGCUGCUUCAGUUUUCAUCACUUAGUCGAGGAAGCAAAACUACAGGACACCUGGCCUUCCAGCGUAUGCUGCAACUUGCGGGGCCAGGUGUUCUCACGUGGCUUAUUGUUAGUCCCCUGUGCCUCGUUUGAUGUGUUCACCUCUCAAGACUAGUUAAAAUGCAUAUGUCAAUGCAGAUGUGCUGAAUGGUUUUGUGUAAGACUACAAAAUUUUCAUGUUCAGGUGAGAACUGAACAUUGCUUCAUUCCUUCCUCAAGUGCAGCUUACGCAAAUAUUAGAGGCAGGCCGAUGACAUUUGUUGUCUGGGGCAUGUCUGUGCCUGAAAAUAUAAAUACAAAAAGUGAGGAAACGUUUCGUGCAGUUAAAAUGUGUGGUGUAUUUUCAAAAAAGAUAAGAGACAAUAUUUAUGUAUGCAGGCUUAAAUACUGAGAGGCUCUAUGUAUAUAAAGGUUCGCCUAUCAGCACAUUAUGGCUGGAGAAACAAAAUAAUAAUAAAAAAAGUUGUUGCGUUAAAGGCUCCACCUUUCCACACACAUCCAUUGAGAAAGUUUGACUGCGCUCAUUCCAUUUGAGCUUUGUAGAUGAUGCAUGUUCAUUAUUGUAAAUACAAAUUCUGUAAGCCUUUUAAGUGACUCUUGGCAGGCUGUGUGUAAUGCUGCAAGUGCCCCUAUUGCUGGCGAAUAAAACCUAGUUUUAAGAGCGGCUGUCCAUCCAUCUGGUGAGUGUGUCAUCUGAAGAAUGCUUGUUGUUGCUGUGGUGACACUUUCAUGUGUACAAUCAUUGUGUACUGAGUUGGGUGAUUGUGCUUCCUACGUUUUGUUCAAAUAAAGACACAUUCUGAUAAUGUCA
Messenger RNA from Dermacentor albipictus, 3591 nucleotides. It is a transcript of the gene su(f), whose product is annotated as cleavage stimulation factor subunit su(f). Lineage: Eukaryota; Metazoa; Arthropoda; Arachnida; Ixodida; Ixodidae. The record is from RefSeq and is a predicted model, not a curated record. Gene Ontology annotation, cellular component: nucleus. Gene Ontology annotation, molecular function: mRNA binding; protein binding. Gene Ontology annotation, biological process: mRNA 3'-end processing.